AUGAGCGCAAAGAUGAACUCUCCUCCUUCUCGAACGGAGGAAGGAGAGCACGAAAAGCCGUUUAUCGUCACCGCCACCGUCGGCAUGACUAGUUCUUCUUCUUCAAAUCGUAAUAACGAUAAUAAGAUUGAGUUAAUCGCGCGCACAUCCACCCCGACGUUCGUGUUGAAAAUGCUUUUGUGCAAAGAAGCGCAACUGAACGAAUCGGAUUACGAUGUGCGAUAUAAAGGGAAAAUCCUACCAACCUCCGACCCGAACACGACCUUGAAAGAGUGCGGGAUAACGGGAUCGUGCACUGGAAUCAGUUUGUGGGAAAACGACGCGUGUAGGAGACGAAAAGUUGCGGACGAAUUAGAUGCGAUUCGAAGGGAGAAACGAGAGCAGUUUUACGAGAAAGAGGCGGACGCGAGAGCGGAAGCGAGGAGGGAGAUUGAAAGGAUCAAGGCGAAGAAUAGUUAUUCUCCUGAGAAUACUACGAAUAAUAAUGGUGGGUUUAGUGGCCAAGCGACGAUGGAGAGGCAGGAUACGAGUCGGUACGGGUACGGGACUUCGUCUUCGUCGCAAAGGCAACCUUUCCCGCCUGCGGAAGAAAAUCCGUAUCGUCAACAUCCGCAACAUCAACAACACCAACGCGAAUCUUCUCCAAUAGUACUAGACGGCAGCAGCGACGACGACGCGCGCAACAGUAACUACACCAACUCUGCCGAGAGAAGAAACCAGCAUCAUCAGAACGACUACCAAAACGACUCCCGCCGACGCGCUCCUCCUCCUCCUCCUCCUCCUCCCGAAAUGGACGACCUCGCCAAACGCCGCGGAGCCUCGGACGAGCUCCAAAAGAUCAUCGCCGACGUCGACGCCAUCAAAUUCCGAGUCGACGACAUUCUCGACGUCCACAAAAACGACCCGUCUUUAAUCUCCGACGAUUUGCGAAAAACCACCUUAAAAAACGCUCGAGAAGCCGCGCACUUGUUGGAAAAGAGUUUGUUACGCGCCGACGCCGUCGAAUCCUACGGGUUUACCGAUAUCCGAGCGAUGAGGAAAGGCUUAGUCGCGAGAGUGGAAAAUUUGUGCGGGAAGUUAGAGCCGCUGACCAAAGAGUAG
Bathycoccus prasinos is the source of this 1101-nucleotide messenger RNA. RefSeq lists its product with no specific name. Lineage: Eukaryota; Viridiplantae; Chlorophyta; Mamiellophyceae; Mamiellales; Bathycoccaceae. Bases 1 to 1101 code for a protein of 366 amino acids. The transcript has a single exon. The record is from RefSeq and is a predicted model, not a curated record. Gene Ontology annotation, molecular function: protein-folding chaperone binding.